Cryphonectria parasitica EP155 is the source of this 681-nucleotide messenger RNA. RefSeq lists its product as uncharacterized. The transcript has a single exon. Lineage: Eukaryota; Fungi; Ascomycota; Sordariomycetes; Diaporthales; Cryphonectriaceae. The annotation marks the transcript as partial. The record is from RefSeq and is a predicted model, not a curated record.
AUGUACAAGCAACUCGCAACCGCCGCCCUCUUCGCCGCUGGCGUCAAGGCCCACGGCCAUCUCCAGAGCCCCGAGCCUCGUCCUCUGGGAGCCGCCAUGGAGGCCGCCUGUGGCCAGCAGGUCUACGACAUGAUGGAGUCGGACGAGAACGGCAACAUCCAGACCAUGGCGCAGACGGGUGCCUCGCAGUCCGACUACGACGCCACCGCCUGCCACCUCUGGCAGUGCCGUGGCUACCAGUUCGCCGACGCCAACAGCAGCACCAUCCACAGCUACAGCGCCGGCCAGGUGAUCCCCGUCGAGGUUGUCAUUGCCGCCCCUCACACCGGAACCGCCAACGUGUCCAUCAUCAACCUGGCCGAGAACGAGGUGGUCGGUGAUCUCCUGGCGUACUGGAGCGUCUAUGCCUCCGUGUCCACGGGUGUGGCUGCCAACGACACCUCCUUCAGCAUCACCAUGCCCGACACCCUGCCCGAUGCCUGUGCCACCCAGGGCGGCUGUGCCAUCCAGUGGUGGUGGAACGCCGCCUCCAUCGACCAGACUUACAUGAGCUGCGUCGACUUUGUCUGGGACGGCACCACCGCCGCCGGCAGCUCCUCUUCCUCUGCUGCUGCCUCUUCUGCCGUCGCCGCCUCUUCCACCGUCGCUGCUGCCAGCUCUGCUUCUUCCUCCUCUGCCGCC